Molecule: messenger RNA, 3984 nt
Organism: Guyanagaster necrorhizus
Lineage: Eukaryota; Fungi; Basidiomycota; Agaricomycetes; Agaricales; Physalacriaceae
Exons: 10
Coding region: 127-3984 (1285 amino acids)
Cellular component (GO): plasma membrane
Molecular function (GO): calcium-activated cation channel activity
Source: RefSeq, a predicted model, not a curated record
GUUCAACCUCGAAGCCAAAUUCGCUGAACAUUUCUUUGCAUGUGCUCACGGUGACCUGGCCCAGGAUACUUCAGUGCUUCGACUUUUCUUGACUAUUAUACGACCCGCCCUUGGAGGGCAUUCAUUAUGACUUUUGGCACGACACAGGCAAACUGGUGGACGACGAGCGAAGGAUCCACUUCAGGUUCGGAAUCAGUUUCACCAACAACCCCUCCGGAUACCCAGAUAUCUGGCACAGAUCCAUCCUUAUACCACUCAGGGCCAUAUGCUUUGGGAAGCGGUGUCGUUAGUACUACGGUAUUCACAAGCACCUUUCCCGUUACGACUAUCACGAAUUCGGCAACAACAUUCACAUCCUACUCGGAUUCCAUUGUGACAGAAACCUUUACAAACUCAUUCACGGGCUCUCCACCCUCAGGCAUCGUUCUCUCUAAUGAAGCAACAUCAUCGGUGCUCUUCGCCGCGUCGUUGCAGAUAAAUCCAACAUGCGUAGGGAAUGGGUUGGAUGCUGCGGCAGACGGGUUGUUGGCGUCUUUGGUGAUCCCAAGCGCAAUAGGUUUCAUAAUAUGGUUGAUAUUUGCAGUCUUACGGCCGCGUUUUCGGCAAGUGUACGGACUCAGAGAGUGGUUCGUGCACCAGGAUCUUCGUCCAAAACCACUGAGUGACUCGAUCUUCGCCUUCUUGUUCCCCCGUGUUCCCUUGGCCCCCUCAAUCCCCUCCAAUGUUUCUGAUGCAGGAAAAUCUGUACGAGCAGACGCUGAACUCUUCCCUUCCGAUGAUCAGCUUAGCCAGCGCACGCUGUGGACAUGCUUUCUCAUCUGUUUGGGUUGGACUUUCCUCGGCCUUGUGGGCGCAUUGCCUUUGUAUCUCGUUUCUACCCCUUGCCACUCCGAACUGCCUUCUCCAUCAUCUUACGGGGGCGGAUAUAACAUGCUGCAAGAUCUCAGUCUAUCGCGUCUGCUGCGCCUAUUAGAAAGCGGAAACAUAAGUACGGCCAAUCUUGCCACCAUGCUGAAGCGUGCAGACGCAACGGAUAGCCCAAACUUCCGGGUUAGAAUCAUUGUAUUAACGGCCUUGACGUUGGUGCUUGCUCUCCUUCCUGCGCUUUGGAAGAUCCUACAUGAGUUCAACAACCUUGUGGCGUACCGUGAGAGGUGGCUAGAUACAAUGUGUGAGGGAAAGGACAUUGGCUGGUUGAGUGCAAGAUACGCUCCUGGGUUUGUUGGCUGGGGAGAACAAAGGCUAAAAGAUUUCAUAUUAAAGGCGGGACUGAGCCUGUCCUUAGACCACAAUAGCUCCUCAAGGGAUCGUAACGCCACUAGGACUCGCCGUUCAGGCAGAAGAGGGAGAAGCGGGGAGAAUGAGCCUCUGAAUGCAAGUCAUGACGGACGUCCAGAAGUUGACAUUGAGACCUUAUUCUCUAUCUCUGAUACACGAGAUCUUGCAAAGCUAAUCGAUAGGCGAGACUACAUCCUAGGAAACCUGGAAAUUGCGGAAACACAAUAUAUAACGUGCUUCCGUCUCACCACCCCUGACCCCUCACUUGCUGACUGGGUUCCACCUUCCAAUGAGGAUCCAACUCGCCCUCAUAUCAGCCGUCCACGACCGUUGCUCGGUUCGCGCCGACGAAACCCCGCCUUUGCAGCCUCUUCACUUGCGUCUAAAUCCUUUGUAGCUCCGUCUACUUACUACAAACUUCGCGGUGUCCACGGUAUCAAUGGAGGUCGAUUUUCUGACAACAAGGAAGAUCAUGCAACAUUCUCCGAUUCCAUUGCCUCCCCCAUCCUUGGUGAUCGCUUCCAGGAAGAUAAUCGACGGUCUCAGGGAUCGAGUUUCUUUGGAUUGGGCAGCUACUUCCGCGCUAAUAAGUCUGUUGACGAAUUGGGAAUGAUACGAUCCCGUGAUGAGUUGUCGAUAUCGUCCCCUAUUCCUCCACCUCCUGAUCCACGAAAAUACGGACCCAAUUGGCUUGAUUCAUCGGAUAUUGUAGGGUCAUAUGGUGUUGAUAAACCUUUACCUCCGGUGGAGGAAGAAUGGGUAGAUGUCCUACAAGAACAGCCCGGAAAGUAUGUUGCAAGCGAACCCAAUGGAGACUCUGCUGCAGGUCCAUCGUCGUUCAGACAUCGUCCCAAACGAGAGCAGCCCAUCUCUGCAGGAAAACGUGAAACCUUUCCGUUCAGGAACAGUGACGACGACAAGAGGCAGGAUGUUCCCCCCCCUCAUCUGCGAAUCCAGCCUUCGGGGCCCUUCGUACGGCCCCAGGAUGGGAUCAAUUUUGACUAUCUGGGUGAUAUCUAUAGCGAUAUCACUGAAUGGCGCAGCAAACUAAAGGAUAUCAACGCCGAGAUUUCUACUGCCCAAUACAGUUGUUACGCGGAUAUUGCCGAAGGUGCUCGAAUCAAAGGAUGGCUCAUGGUAGGACGGGGCUUGCGGCAUAUACCAGGAAUUCAGAUCAUCGAAGGCAGGGCGAAGGAAGAUAUACGAUGGGAUAUUCUGCAAAAUGAAAGGACUAGUCUGGAUACCUGGGUAAUGAGUGCCACGAUAAUCAUUGCUGUGAUUCUGCUAGCGGCUGGAUUGACUGCGGCCUCAGGACUGGCUCUUUCUAAUGCACCGGACUUUGCUCACUAUAUCACCUUCCUCCAGUCGGUCACGACUGCCGGCGCUCUUCCUUCUGGGAUUAUAACUGUAUGGAUCCCUGCUGUUGGAGCUACGAUCUUCAUAUCCCUUACCCUUGCGCUUGUGCACUGGGUUUCCGAGAUUCGAGGGGCGGUUUCACAGUCCGGCGGACAGCUGAUGACGUUCAAGAUCACCUUCUAUGUUCUUGUCUCUGUAGCAGUUGUAUGGAUCCUCGCCAUUGGCGCAUUGCUCUUCGCCCUGCACGCGUUUAGUGUUGACCUGGACAAGGCGACGAUGGUCGCAAAAGGUUCCGUGUAUAUGACUGUAUUCGCCCUUUCUAUCAUUUUGCAGAUAGCUAUCAUCUUCCCAGGUCUUCUCUUGCUGCAACCGCUGCGUUUAUGGCGCAUCAUACGCGGUGAAAGGCGUGCUAUUACACCCCGACAACGUUUUAGAGCUAUGUAUCCGAAGCCCUAUGAUGCCACCAUCGCUACAGGCGCAUGUGUCCUAGGUAUCAUAUUUGCCUCAACGUUUUCCCUGAUAUUCCCGCUCAUCGGACCUGCUGUUAUGCUCCUGUUGUUCUUGACGUUGAUUGCGCAUCGCUUCCUUGUUGGUUAUGUUCAUGGUCGCACGCUCUCCCAAACUGGCGGCCUGAUACAAAUAUGGCUCCUUCGCCGCUUCGGUACUUUGUUGGCGUUUCAGCCUAUCUUCCUAGGUCUCAUUUUCCUUGCUAAUGAGAUCUGGAUCGAGGGGGGGGUUUUGGUCGGAACUGGGGUGGUAGUCAUUCUUUUCGUGGAGGCCUAUACAAGCUGGCGAACGCGGCUACCAGGAAGGAGAUCUCUGAGUAUCGUCAGCCAGGAUUCAUUAGAUACAUUUACUUCUCGGGCCUCCCAAACAAGACGCCUGGUUGUGGACGAAGAAGAGUUGAGCCAGAAGAGCAGCAGCGGUGCACGUCGAACGCGAAGUUCGAUGGCAUCCGUUUUGGAGAUGAUGAGCCUGACUCUGGCUGUCACGCCGUCGUCUUCUACUACGAGAGGGUCUGUCCCCUUGCCUAACUGCCGGCAAUUAGAAACAGAGAACUUGAAUGACCUCACGGCCACGGAGCGUGCUGCUAGAACACACCCGGAAGCUCCUCCACGCCUUCCUCCUUUAUCAUUUUCUGAUCACGAGGAAGAUAUGGCGGGAAUAUUAUAUGCUCCCGAACUAAUUGCCCCACCUCCGAUAAUUUGGCUUCCGAACGAUUCGGCCGGUGUGGCGCGCUCGGAGGCCGUAGACUUGCAAAAAUACCACGACUUACGGGUUACUCUUGAUGUACGAGUGACAGACGAUGUUAUGGUGCAACGACCGACACCGUCACGAGGACAGUGGUAA